Messenger RNA from Morone saxatilis (striped sea-bass), 1690 nucleotides. RefSeq lists its product as uncharacterized. The record is from RefSeq and is a predicted model, not a curated record. Lineage: Eukaryota; Metazoa; Chordata; Actinopteri; Moronidae. The transcript is spliced from 10 exons. Bases 1 to 1617 code for a protein of 538 amino acids.
AUGAAGAGAUUCUUUACCGGGCUGGCUCUGCUGCAGCAGGAACAGAAAGCCUCCGAGGACACAGAGAAGGAGGCUGCUCUGUUCUUACAACAGGGACUGGAGCACUUUGUCAGCCAGCGCUGUAGCAAGAGCUGGGUGGAACAGGAUCCAUCAGACCCUUUGUCCAGCUUCAGCACACAAUUCCUGCGAGGCCUUCUUACUCUGGGCCAGCUCCAGCAGAGAGACACCCUGUCUGAGAAGGCCAUGAGUGCGGAACAGGUCUAUCACACCGUAGCAGUGCUGACUGCCCAGAGUGUGAGUCAGUGUGUGUGUCGUGGCGAGGCGAGCGGGCAGCUGGAGUGGGUGCUCCUGGAUGCUCAAUUUGCCCUGCUGCAGAGGCUGAUCCAGCAGGGUGAGCGCCAGGCCAAGUCGGCCAUGGAGAGACAGUCCCUGGUUGCAAAUAGAUGCCAGGCUCUCACAGCUCUCAUACGUCUUACCUCUAUUGCCCCCUGUCAGGAACUGCUGGACAUGCAGGAGAGGGCCUGCCAGCUAGCAGUAGUGACCACACCGCGGGACAGCCACGCCCUGUGUCUUCUGGGUCUGUCACAGCUGGCUCAAUAUGACAACAACCCAAAUUCAAACAGGUCAAAGGAAUCCAUAACUGAUGCCUGCCUCAGCUUUCAGGCCAGCAUUGAGCUGGAACACAAGACUCAGAGCGGAGAGCCGCUUGAACAGCUGAGAAAACAAAAGUGGUGGCAGGACCGCCAGGAGGCUGAAAACAAGAAAGCUGCCAAGCAGUCCAUCACCCAGCCAGCGGGAGUGAAGGGGCCUUCUGACACCAGUGCGGCCAAGAGAGGAGCUAAGCCGGGUAGGGGAGGGCCUGUUCAAGGGCGGGUGGCAGCCGCUGUAACCAAAGCUCCUGCUCCAGCGCCCCCAGCCCCCAUCAGGGGGGGGAAAGCUGUCCGGCCUCCAGCCAAAACCCCUGCAGCCAGGGGGAGAGCUGAAGCAGCAGCCAAACCAGAUAAAUCAGCUAGACCUGCUAGCAACGGUACUAAACUUCAGCUACAAGCCAGCAAGUCGAAACAGGACUGCUGCCCCGCUACUGUUGAGACAGCAGAGGAGCCUGCUGUGGCAGAAACAGUGACUGCGUUCAGCCCCAUAAACCCCAGCUGUCAUGUCUCACGGCUGGGUCUGGCCCGCGCCCUCUCCCGCUCUGCAGACACCCAGGACCAGGCAAAGCAGCUCUACCAAGAGGUCAUCUCCAUGGCACCAAGGGUCCACGAUGCCUACAUUGAGCUUGUGCAGCUGCUGGAACCAUCAGACCCUCAGGCUGCAGUGGAGGUGUACUGCAGAUUCCCCCUGAAGCCUGUGGCUGAGCAGAGCUUCGAUGAUGCCUUCAUCACCGGAGAGAUUGUUCGCAUGCUGAUGAUGCUGGAGCAGUACGACCACCCUCAGCUGGGCCCCAGCCUUGUAGCCUACGGCAAAGUCAUGGGCCUAAGUUGCAUAGACAAAUACAUCGACAUCUUGGAUGGAAAGUUCAUGACCAAGCUGCUGAUGAGUGUCUACGCAAGGAUCCACGACAGACAGGAGGACGACCAGGAGCUUCAGGAUUUCUUCAAGUUCAAAUGCUGGAUAUGAUGCUUUGACCUUCUAACAAAUCCCUUUAUUUAUCUUUUAAAAUCCUCAAGUGAGUCAGUGUGCUUGCUGUGUA